AUGAUGAAAUCAAAAGCAGCAGUAAAGCCCAAUAAGAGAAGUAGUUUAACUUUCAAGGACAUUUGGAUGAAUGGAGUAAUCGAUACGGGUGCAGAUCUGACAAAAGAAAGAGUAUGCUUGGUCGGAAUUGGGGACAGUGAACUUACAACAAUAGGUAGCUUCCCCAUCCGCAUUGAAGUUGAUGGCAUAUGGUUAGAAAUAAAAUUCCAUGUUGCCAAAGAGACUGAUUUGAAGUAUGCUCUAGUAAUUGGUAACAACAUUUUGAAGGAUGUGGAUCUGAUUGUAACCGAGGAUGGUGCGGAGUUUAGACGUAAAGGAGCAGGAAAACAACAACGUAAAGUGCAACAACUGGCUGAUAAGCAUAGCGAGAAAAGCUCGGAUGGUGCUGAUGUUAAGGAGCAUGCAGCUGAAGCCGUCGAGCUGGAGACUAAAGUAACGGGUGAGCACAAGCAGGUGCAAAAGACUGUGAGCCGAAACAGUGGUAUGCAAAAGGCGGUGGCUAUAGAGCACAGCGAGUACGUGAGCGAGCGCGAUGCUCUGGCUGAGAAGCCACGUGAGCAUCCACCAAUGUGGAACGCUAUGGAGAAGCUGUAUAAUGAAGGCGCAGGCAAGAGCGUUGUUAUAGCAGGAAAGUCAGUGGCAGUUGCGGGCGAAAAUCGAGUUGUCCAGCUGAUGAAGGAGUUCGGUGAAUUAUGUCUGGCCGAAAGCAUAAACGAGAAGGCCGACGUUGAAGUGAACGUAUCCCACCUACCGGUAGAGCAGGCAGAUGCGGUGAAAGAAAUGGUUGGCGCAUAUAUCCCUGUGAGAAAUUUUAAGUCACCAGUCGAAAUGAAAAUUUUGUUAAUCGAUGAUAAUCCUGUAUUCGAGAGACCGAGACGAAUGUCCUACGCUGAUCGAUGCGUAGUGGGCGAGCAAGUCACGCAGUGGCUGCCAGAAGGGAUCAUUAAACCCAGUAUUUAUUACGCGUCACCAGUUGUACUUGUAUCCAAGAAAGAUGGAGGAAAACGACUCUGCUGUGAUUAUCGACGACUGAAUGAAAAGAUAGUCUAA
This is a messenger RNA of Bactrocera dorsalis (oriental fruit fly), 1050 nucleotides long. RefSeq lists its product as uncharacterized. NCBI's taxonomy places the organism in Eukaryota, Metazoa, Arthropoda, Insecta, Diptera, Tephritidae. Bases 1 to 1050 code for a protein of 349 amino acids. The transcript is spliced from 2 exons. The record is from RefSeq and is a predicted model, not a curated record.